Molecule: messenger RNA, 2092 nt
Organism: Mugil cephalus (flathead mullet)
Lineage: Eukaryota; Metazoa; Chordata; Actinopteri; Mugiliformes; Mugilidae
Exons: 13
Coding region: 1343-1924 (193 amino acids)
Source: RefSeq, a predicted model, not a curated record
UCGGCCGCCAUGUUGACGUCAAGUACCAGAAUGCAUUGGACAUGGGCCAUGAAACUCGCUGAAGAUAUCCAGAGCCGUGGACACUGUCACUAAUAUAUGACUCUGAAGAUAUCGAUACUGCGGCGCCAUCUAGAGGUUUCAUGAAAUUUUCGACCGGAUGUUGAUUAUUGUGUCGUGUCUACAUGAGCCUGAAGAAUAACUAAAAAAAAUGGUAUGUACACUCAUCUUUCUGUGCUUAGAGGGGCUCUUUCACCAGGGUAAUGUGAAUCCAGACUCUUAUAUACAGUUUGUAUUGCUGCUGCUCUCUUUCUCUUUUGUUCUUUCUCAGUCUUUCUCUCUCUGUGGUUUAUGAUUAUCCAUCAGACAAUUUGCAUUGUUUCUUUUCCAGGAAUAUGGAAGGACGCUGUAUAACUUUUUUCAACACUACAAAUAUUUCCAUUUCUAUUCCAUUUGUAUUGGUCUAGGGUUUGGAACAGCAUUCUACAGGCCUUUUGAUUCUCUUAGGGUACCGUCAGGCCUCGGCGUAUUUUGCGCUAUAGCUUUUGAGAUCGUGGGCCUUUGUUUAGGCGCCCCAGCCCACACAGGAAGAUAUUACGGCCCUUUGUAUCAUAGAAGAGGGUGCAGAGAGAGAGGGAGAGAGCCUGGAGAUAGUUCACAGCCCCACAAGAAGCAUUUACUGGCAGUGAUUUCUGUUUCUGAAAGAAGUGGCUGUUUCACAAUCUUUUGCGGUCAUUUAAUUUGCUGAUUUUCAGAGGAAAUGUAUGUGAUCAAGGACUCGAAGUAAAGAAAUAAAAUGUGACUCAUACAGUAUGACUAAUUCUGGCACAUAUGUCAUUGUUCAGCAUCAAUAUUCAUGGUUUUGUGUCAGAAGAUCAAAUAAUGAGUACGGAUGCUGCUUAGAUUAUUGACAAACUAACACAAUCAUUAAAAUGAUUAAAAUUAAUAAUGAAAAUAACAAAGAAUGUGUUUGUUCCAGUCUCACAAAUAGAUGUAACUUGCUACUGAGCUACUUUCCCAGUCAGAGUCAACUAGAUCCACUAUCAGUAGCCUGUAUGAACCAUCGGUCCAUCUAUAAACAAGAGCUAUCCGUGACAUUUAUUAAAUUAAUUAUCUAUCUAUCUAUCUAUUAUCUAUCUUAAGAUUUGUUAAUCAACUAUCAAAUUGUAUCUUACACGUUUAAAAUCAAAUGGGACUCCAUCUAUGUAAUUACAUGUUCUACUUUCCUAUUUUUUUUUUUUUUAAAUAUGCAAACUGACCCUAGAGAUAGAUAAAUGAACAAUUAUAGUCAAACAGAAACAAAACCAAAACCAUCUCCUGCGCAUGCUGCAGCUUGACACCCUGUAUGUAUUCAAAUGUGAAAGCAGUCUUGGGACUUUCCUAUGGCGACUGGAGUGGUUUUACAGAGUUCAGGAAGUUGUCCGCUGGUGGUAAUUGUUUUGUCAUUUGUACACCAGCCUGGAGAAGUCGCCUGCAGCUCAACGUGUACACCUGCUUUUCUGUGUUUCUGGGUGUCUUCCCCCUGAGAAAUAUGGAAAGGACCUCUGUUGACGCUUUCCAACACUACAAGUACUACCAUUUUUUUGCACUUUGCUUCGGUCUGGGAUGUGGAACAGCCCUGUACAGGCCAUUUCGCUCACUUACCGUUCCAUCAGUCGUUGGUGUAUUCUUCGCCAUAGUUUUUGAGAUUGUGGGCGUUUGUUUUGAUAUCCCCGCACAUACUAGUAGAUGUAAAGGUCCUCCAUAUGAUAAAAGAGAUGUUUACUGGGGAUUUUGUUUUGCACUUUUUGUGGCCUACUUGCACCUCCACUCAUAUCAUGUGUACACACUGUCUUAUGGAUGCGGCAUCAUUGUAUUCGCUCUCAGGGGAGCAAAACGCAGAUACAGCUAUCUAAGGAAGCUGAGAGAGAGAAGAAGUGCCUGGUGAUAGUUUACGACCACAGAGGGAAGAUUUACGGGCAGUGAUUUCUGUGCUAUCGUAAAAUCGAAAGGGCAGAGCUGUAAACUUAUGUCAGGAAGUCAUGCAUGUUAUUAUGUACACGUUUUACGUGUAAUGAACUCAAGGAUGUACAGUAAAGAAAUAAAUAAUAUAUGA